AUGGCUGUAACUAACAAGAUCAACAAUAACAACAACAAUAUUAGCAACAAUAACAUUGCAACUUCACCAUCAUCACCAUCAUCAACUUUCUCAGCAUCUUCACCACCACCAUUAAUCAGUGCCAAUUCAUCAGCUGAAAGUAUAUUUGAACGUCAUGUUCAAUAUGGUUAUUCACCAAAGAGUUGUAAUUGUUCACAACCAUUGAAAAAUUUCCCACCUCAUCAAGAACGUAAAUUGAGUAAUUUCAAUUUCAUUCCUCCAGGAUUAGAUAUAACUACUACUGGAUCUAGUUUUAAUUUGAAUGACAACAGUAAUCCUAGUAGUACUAGUAGUAAUAAUAGUUUUGAUAAUUUUUUCCAAGAUCAUGUUGAAGAUGAUCAUGUUAUUGUUUAUCGACGUAAUUCUUCAUUAGCAUUGAAUUCAUUAAAUGCUGCCUUGGGAAGAAAAUAA
Molecule: messenger RNA, 450 nt
Organism: Candida albicans SC5314
Lineage: Eukaryota; Fungi; Ascomycota; Pichiomycetes; Serinales; Debaryomycetaceae
Exons: 1
Coding region: 1-450 (149 amino acids)
Source: RefSeq, a predicted model, not a curated record